AUGUCUGCAACGUAUCCGGAGCGCCUGGAGCGCGAGGGCUCGCACGUCGACGAGUCUAGGAUAGACUCCGAGCUCGAGCACCAGCUCCGCCGACGCAACGUCGCACACGCCGAGCGCGAGGCCGCCGACCAGCUGGGGGAGCCCGAGCCCGGCAACGUCGCCGCCUCAGGGCCGGCCGCCGGCGAAUACCCCAGCACUGGCGCAAGUACAGCACACUCGUUUGACACCCAACCCAAGAACUCGAUGCAGGAGCAGCUCACACCGACACCGACGGUGCCGCUGCCAGAUGAAGGAGGGCAGGACGCAGCGCUCCAAUCUUCCACGCCAGCUGACGGUGCCAGCGCCGCUGCGCUAGAAAUAAACCCUGCGGCCCAGUCGGCUGAGACCGGCUCCAAGGACACACCGCCUGCCAAUGCGGCUGACAGCACGGCCGCCAACGCGACUGCCCCCGGCACCGCUCCCGGUACCACGGGCGCUGGCGUAAUCGACGAGGAAGGAAAGGAGCGCUCGUGCAGAAUCUGCUUCGGGGGCGUGGACGAGGAGGGCGAGAUGGGGCGGCUCAUGUCGCCGUGCCUCUGCUCCGGCUCGAUGCGGUACGUGCACGUGCAGUGUUUAGCGAUGUGGCGCGCGAAGAACAGCAAGACGUUCCUCGAGUGUCCGCAGUGCAAGUACACCUAUGUCCUGCGCCGGGGCAAGUGGGGCGACUUCAUCCUGUCCUCGCGCGCGCUGAGCCUCGCCACGGCAGCGACCUUCAUUUCGAUGUCCCUCAUCACGGGGCACUUCCUCCUCCACUUCCUCCUGAACCUGUACCAGAAGGGAAGCCACUCAUCCUCUGCAAUGGGCUCUACGUGGGAGUCGGAGGACGGCACCAUGGUCGUGUACAUGGGCGGUGCGACCUUCAUUCUCGACUUGAUCGACGACAGCAUCAACGCCUUCAUCGCGAUCACGGCCCAGGCAUUCGACAUGUUCGAGGGCUCGCGCUGGGUCUCGCCCCUGAUGUUAGACUUCAUUCUUCGGUUCCUUCUCGGCGUGGCGCUGCUGGGUGCCUUGUCCGCUCUCUCGCUCCUUGGUUCGCUUCGCCUCCUCGCCCCUCUCCAGCUCAUUUACACCAUCUCGCUCUCGGGCGUGAUCAGCCUAGACCCCGUCCUGAGUGCGCUCGGCGGCUCGCGGAGCAUCAUUGUCGGGUUCGUCCUGCUUGGCGUCGCCAACUCGAUCGUCCAGGUCUACGACGCCUUACAUGCCUGUGCCAUGUUUGGCUUGCGCUUCGUGGAGAGCGAGAUUGUCGAGCCCACCCGCGAGCAGGUCACUCAGACCCAGGAGGCGAGGACGUGGGGCCGCCGCUGGCUCCAGGACCGCAAGUGGCGCAGCGUCGAGGGUUGGCAGGAGGUCUGGAGGCGCUUCCGCGACAAGUACAAGCGCCGCCAGCCGCUGAACGACCCCGGUCGUGAAGUGCUCGUUCAGAUGGCUGCGCAGGCGCAGCCCCAACCCGACGCCGCCGCCGCUCAGCCCGCCGAGCCAGCCGCCGUUGUUGUCGAUGAGGUUAAUGCUGUCGCCCCCGCCGAGGGAGCCGCUCCUGUCCUUCCCGCCGAGCCCGCUGCUCGCCACGAGGUCGAGAUUCUGGAUCAGUAG
Trichosporon asahii var. asahii CBS 2479 is the source of this 1629-nucleotide messenger RNA. RefSeq lists its product as uncharacterized. Gene Ontology annotation, molecular function: zinc ion binding. The transcript has a single exon. The record is from RefSeq and is a predicted model, not a curated record. The coding region runs from base 1 to 1629 and encodes 542 amino acids. Lineage: Eukaryota; Fungi; Basidiomycota; Tremellomycetes; Trichosporonales; Trichosporonaceae.